AUGGGCGGGGGCACGGGGCCGUACAGGAACGACUCCGCUUUCGAGACGGUGGAGGUGCUGCGCCCCGGCGCAGAUACGUGGGUGGCCGGACCGAGCAUGUGCCAAGCUCGCUGCGGCAUGGGCGUGACCGCCUUGCCAGACGGGAAGGUCUUUGCCGUCGGCGGUUACGGGGGAGAUUUGGUGUACCGGAGCUCUGUCGAGGUUCUCGACCCUUGCGCUGAGCGAUGGGCCGUAGUGGCUUCGAUGAAGCGCUGUCGCACCGGGGUGGCCGCGACGGCGGGGCCAAAUGGCCGACUCUACGCCGUUGGCGGUUCUUCGGAUGGAUCUCACGGGCUCUCGUCGGUGGAAACCUUGGACCCGCGAGAGGGGAAGUGGAGCGCCUCCCCCCGCAUGGUCUUCGGGCGGGCGUUCUGCUGCGCGUCCUUCGGGGCGUCGGGCUGCCUGUACGUCGUUGGGGGCACGUCCUUGGCCACCGGAGUAAUGAGGACCGUCGAAGUGUUCGAUCCCCGCUCGGAGAAGUGGAGGGUCGAAGAACGUUUCGGGGCUGGCGACGGGGGUCGGGCCGUAACCGACGCCUCCCUGGUUUUCCAGCCUUGAGGCCUUUUUUUAUUUUCUUUGGCGACCGACGUACAUGUUCCUUUAAUUUUUCCUCCGGGGUAUGUAUGUAGGUUGUGUUAUUGCCAGUGAUGAUAGCCUCUUUGACCUUUUGUUGUUGCGGUUUUUCUGGAGAUUAGCCCACAACCGCGGGGAUUCCAAGCUUCUUUCCCUUGAGGAACGAUUGCGGAAAAGGUCGAAACGGUUUGCCCAAGGCGGAAGUAAUACAUAAACCGUGACAAGAAGGUAUCCUGCCACGUUUUAAGUAUCAUAUUAAGAUUCAAUUUUUAAGUAUAUUUGUAGGACGAAGAAAAAGAAAUUUACAUCGUAACCUAUGUAUAACCCGUGUUUUCUGAACGAAGUCGCCAGUUCGAAACUGCGGUGUGGCGUUGUAUGAUGUGCAAGUUUCCCCCGCGAUUGUGUUUUUGUGUUGUGAGGCUAUCAUAUAUCUUUACUUGGAAACCUUUGACGGAAUUCAAGCAGUAAGUGCAUGGGAUGAGUAUUCAAUGAAGCCGAUCUUUCGUGUCGACCGAUCUUUCGUGUCGACCGAUCUUUCGUGUCGACCGACACACGAAUGGAUCUGGCAUAGUUUCCUUCCCCCGACAGUAGUGCUAUAUGUGUCAUCCCGGUUUUGCACAGGUGUUGGCGUGUCUGUCUGCCCCCCCCACCUCCCCGUCGUUUUUGUUCCAUAAAAUAGGGAGAAGACCGAUGUUGAAAUCCGAGAGUGUCCGUGUUUCGCGUCCAUGCAAAGGUUUUUUCGUUUGGACCCGAUCCUUGCCUGCUGCGUGUGUGUUUACGUCCGUUGUUUUGGCGUUCAUGGUGUGGUAUGUACAUGGUUCCCUGCUGUGGUAGUGUUGUAACAUUCGUCAGUGGUCGGGUUUCAUG
Ectocarpus siliculosus is the source of this 1479-nucleotide messenger RNA. NCBI's taxonomy places the organism in Eukaryota, Phaeophyceae, Ectocarpales, Ectocarpaceae. The record is from the annotation of a GenBank genome assembly.